This is a messenger RNA of Cajanus cajan (pigeon pea), 450 nucleotides long. NCBI's taxonomy places the organism in Eukaryota, Viridiplantae, Streptophyta, Magnoliopsida, Fabales, Fabaceae. The record is from RefSeq and is a predicted model, not a curated record.
AAUUUUACUUGUAGAGUUUUCCUGAUUAAUGUGGCUUUUAUAGGACUUCAUCAUAUUUAGAUACAUUUCUGGAUCCUGCCUUCAUGUCUUUGAUUAAAGACCCUGAUGAAAGACGUCUAGAGCAAUGGGAGAAAACUGUUCAAGCACAAAGAGGCUGGAAUUUUGCUAAAUUGCUUGGAUUUGGUGACUUAGGUGGACCUCCAUUGUCUGCUGCUGAAGAAUAUUCUCUUCACUCUAGAUAUCUUUCUAAAGCAAAAUCCUUAAAUUUGUCUGAAAUUGCAGAGAUGAAAAUUGUCUAUCGCGGAGGGGUAGACAGUGAGGGUCGUCCAGUCAUGGUGGUUGUGGGGGCUCACUUUUUGCUUAGAUGUCUUGAUCUGGAGCGAUUUGUGCUUUACGUGGUGAAGGUGAUUCAGUUCUACCCUUCAGCUCGACAUAUUUUACUGCUAACAA